Danio aesculapii is the source of this 599-nucleotide messenger RNA. It is a transcript of the gene tnni1a, whose product is annotated as troponin I type 1a (skeletal, slow). Lineage: Eukaryota; Metazoa; Chordata; Actinopteri; Cypriniformes; Danionidae. Gene Ontology annotation, biological process: muscle contraction. The record is from RefSeq and is a predicted model, not a curated record. The transcript is spliced from 7 exons. Bases 1 to 567 code for a protein of 188 amino acids. Gene Ontology annotation, cellular component: troponin complex.
AUGCCUGAACAAGGUCAAGAAAGGAAGUCCAAGAUCUCAGCCUCAAGAAAACUCAUGCUAAAGAGUUUGAUGGUGGCCAAAGCCAAAGAGGAGCUGGAUCAGGAGGUGUUGGAUAAAGAGGUGGAUAAGCAGAAGUAUCUGAUGGAGAAAGCUCCUCCUCUGCAGACACAGACCAUGUCAUUCACUGAACUUCAGGAACUCUGUCAAGAGCUUCAUGCUAAGAUAGAUUUGGUGGAUGAAGAGCGCUAUGAUAUUGAAGCCAAAGUCUUACUGAAUAAGCGUGAGAUCAAAGAUCUUAACAUUAAAGUUUUGGACCUGAGAGGUAAGUUCAAGCGGCCCCCGCUGAGGAGGGUGAGAGUCUCUGCAGAUGCCAUCCUUCGGUCUCUGCUAGGCUCAAAGCACAAAGUCUCCAUGGACCUACGAGCCAACCUCAAAUCUGUUAAAAAAGAAGACACUGAGAAGAAGAGGCCGGUUGAGGACAGCGAUUGGAGGAAGAAUGUGGAGGCCAUGUCUGGUAUGGAGGGACGAAAAAAGAUGUUUGAUGCGGCGAAAGUCUCCACCCAGUGAAACCUUACCUAGCAAAGCUCACACAAAAGUUA